CAUCCACCCCGGAAAACAUAUUAACAUCUCUCUUCUCUGUAAAUCAUGGAGAUUUUUCAGAUCGUCCUCUACAUCACCUUGUUUUGCUUGCUUCUUCUGAUAUACAAGCGAUCCAAUUCUGAGAAGAAACCACAAAAAAGCCUACCCCUACCCCCAGGGCCAUGGAAGUUACCUCUUAUUGGGAACGUCCAUCAAAUUGUAGGAGCUCUACCCCAUCAUGCCUUCAGAAAAUUGUCAGACAAAUAUGGACCCUUAAUGCACCUUCAGCUUGGAGAGACAUCCAAUGUUAUUGUCUCUUCCUCAGAAAUAGCCAAAGAGAUCUUCAAAACCCAUGACCUUAUCAUGUCCAAUAGGCCUGAUAUUCUCGCUGCCCAGAUCAUCACUUACAAUAACAUAGACAUUGGAUUUUCCCCACAUGGAAGCCAUUGGAGGAACCUUCGAAAAAUAUGUACUUUAGAGCUUUUAACAGCAAAGCGUGUUCGAUCUUUCAGGUUCAUAAGGGAAGAGGAGGUAUCUGUGCUUGUCAAAGAUGUAUUGUCUGCUUCAGGGUCAGUCAUAAAUCUGAGUGAGAAAAUUUUCUCAACCAUAACUUCUAUAGUUGCAAGAGCAGCUUUUGGUAGGAAGUCUGGAAAUGGAGAUCAAGAGGCUUUCUUAUCUACACUGGACGAUGUGACGAAAAUGGUGGGAGGUUUUUCAAUUGUUGAUCUCUUUCCUUCUAUCGAAGUGCUUCAAAGGAUUACAGGAAUGAAAGCUAGGCUUGAAAGGGUUCACAAAUUGAAUGAUCAAGUAUUGGAAAACAUCAUUAGGAGUCACAAAGAAAGAAAAGCCAGUGGCGAUGAGAAUAAUGAAGAGAAUCUUGUUGAUGUUCUUCUAAAGAUUCAAGAGGGAAAAGAUGAUCAAGAAUUUCGCUUAACUCACGACCACGUCAAAGCCGUCAUUCUGGAUAUGUUCAUUGCUGGAUCUGAGACAUCAUCAACUACUCUAGAGUGGGCAAUGGCUGAAUUGAUGAAGAAUCCACAGGUGAUGGAGAAGGCUCAAGUUGAGAUCAGAAUGUUCUACAAGGGAAAAGACUUCGUGGAUGAAAGUGAAAUUCACCAAUUGAAAUACUUAAACUCAAUUGUGAAAGAAACCUUAAGGCUUCACCCACCUGGAGUUUUGCUACUUCCAAGGGAGAGCACUGAGAGAUGCGUGAUUAAUGGAUAUGAGAUACCUAAAAAAACCAGAAUUAUGGUCAAUGGAUGGGCAAUAGGAAGAGAUCCUAAAUAUUGGGAUGAAGCUGAGACAUUCAAGCCUGAGCGAUUUUUGGAUAACCCAAUUGAUUUUAGAGGAGCAAACAUGGAUUAUAUACCAUUUGGUGCUGGAAGAAGAAUCUGUCCUGGAAUUAACUUUGCUAUAUCCAGUAUUGAGCUCCCACUUGCUAAUUUGUUGUAUCAUUUUGAUUGGAAGUUACCAAAUGGAAUGACUCCUGAAAAGUUUGACAUGUCUGAGACAUUUGCUGCAAGUGUGAGAAGAACCGAGAAUCUCCAGCUAAUCCCAAUUAGUCAUCAACGCUAGUUCUAUAUAAUUGCCUCAAUGAUGUCCCACGUUGCCUCGUAAUCCCUUUACUCUAAAUAAAAGUGCUUGAGCUACUUGUUCCACCUUUUUUGUUUAGUUCAUGUUUGUUGUGAACUUUCCUGAUGGUAAAGAACAAAUGAUAUGGUCCAAUGUUCAGAGAAGAGAAUGAACUUGUGGUUUGUUGAAGCUUUGUAAUAUGUAACCCUGCAAUUGAGUCACUACAGUUUGUCCUCCAAUAGUUUAAAACGUU
This is a messenger RNA of Prosopis cineraria, 1804 nucleotides long. Its product is annotated as cytochrome P450 71D10-like. Lineage: Eukaryota; Viridiplantae; Streptophyta; Magnoliopsida; Fabales; Fabaceae. The transcript is spliced from 2 exons. The record is from RefSeq and is a predicted model, not a curated record. Gene Ontology annotation, molecular function: oxidoreductase activity, acting on paired donors, with incorporation or reduction of molecular oxygen; iron ion binding; monooxygenase activity. Bases 46 to 1554 code for a protein of 502 amino acids.